CCUACCUUUCUGCCUAACAUUUGCAUCAUCAACACCCCAAACCGCUCGCCCUCACGCGCUGUGGGCCUGUUUUUCAGAGCGGAGACCGAGAGGGGCCUCUCCCGGAAGCACAUCAUAGAAGGUCUGAAGGCCUCCCUGGAGCGGCUGCAGCUCGAGUAUGUGGACGUGGUGUUUGCCAACCGCCCGGACCCCAACACGCCCAUGGAAGAGACCGUGCGCGCCAUGACCCACGUCAUCAACCAGGGGAUGGCCAUGUACUGGGGCACGUCCCGCUGGAGCUCCAUGGAGAUCAUGGAAGCCUACUCGGUGGCCCGGCAGUUCAACCUGAUCCCGCCCAUCUGCGAGCAGGCGGAGUACCACAUGUUCCAGCGCGAGAAGGUGGAGGUGCAGCUGCCCGAGCUCUUCCACAAGAUCGGAGUGGGUGCCAUGACCUGGUCCCCUCUGGCCUGCGGCAUCGUUUCUGGAAAGUAUGACAGCGGCAUCCCGCCCUCCUCCAGAGCCUCCUUGAAGGUCAGCAGGGGUCGGGACGGGGAGGGGAGGGCCAGGGAUGGGCAUUUAGUAGAG
Molecule: messenger RNA, 564 nt
Organism: Myotis lucifugus (little brown bat)
Lineage: Eukaryota; Metazoa; Chordata; Mammalia; Chiroptera; Vespertilionidae
Product: voltage-gated potassium channel subunit beta-2-like
Exons: 5
Biological process (GO): regulation of potassium ion transmembrane transport; regulation of action potential
Cellular component (GO): voltage-gated potassium channel complex; extrinsic component of cytoplasmic side of plasma membrane; juxtaparanode region of axon
Molecular function (GO): transmembrane transporter binding; potassium channel regulator activity
Source: RefSeq, a predicted model, not a curated record